Linum tenue is the source of this 2445-nucleotide messenger RNA. The record is from the annotation of a GenBank genome assembly. Lineage: Eukaryota; Viridiplantae; Streptophyta; Magnoliopsida; Malpighiales; Linaceae.
AUGUUGUACUUUCUCAUCUUCAGCUUCCUCUGUUUCCAAGCUCAUGGAGCCGACCGGAUCACGGCCAAUCAAUCUCUCUCCGGCGACCAAACGAUCGUGUCCGCCGGAGGAACCUUUGCAAUGGGUUUCUUCAGCCCAGGUAAUAAUUCCAACCAUUACAUAGGCAUAUGGUACAACCAAAUCCCUCUGCAAACCGUAGUCUGGGUCGCAAACCGAGAGACCCCGGUUUCGAAUCGGUUCUCAUCACAACUCCGAAUCUCCGACGGCAAUUUGGUCCUCUUUAACGAGAGAAACAUCCCGGUUUGGUCGAUCAUCUCAAACUCCACAUCAGCCGGAGUUGAAGCUGUGCUCCUCGACGAUGGGAAUCUUGUCCUAUCAGCAUCGACCCGGUCUGAUUCUAUCCGGUUGUGGGAGAGCUUCGACCACCCGGUUAACAAUUGGCUCCCUGGAGGCAGGCUCGGGUUCAACAAGAUCACAAAGCAGAACAGCGCCAUCACUUCAUGGAAGUCUGCCAACGACCCUUCUCCAGGCCCUUUCUCAGUCUCUCUCGACGUCAACGGGACGGAUCAGUACCUCAUCUUCUACAACUCCACGGACUUCUGGAGAAGCGGGCCAUGGGAUCCGGUCGGCCGGAUCUUCAGCUUGGUGCCAGAGCCAAAUGCCAACAUCUACAACUACUCCUUCGUCGACAACGACGUCGAGAGCUACGCCACUUACACGAUGAACAGCUCGGUCCUCGUGUCGCGGUUCGUGAUGGACGUAGGCGGGCAGAUUCAGCAGCUGUCUUGGAUCCUCGGGUCGAGUCAGGAAUGGACUCAGUACUGGACUCAGCCUCGAGUCCAGUGUGAGGUGUACGGAUACUGCGGCUCGUUCGGGAGCUGUACUCAGAGGUCCCAGCCUUUCUGUCGAUGCCUGCAAGGGUUUGUCCCGAAAUCCGAGGCCGAUUACGGCUCGAAUGUCUUCUAUGGCGGGUGCACGAGGCGAGCAGGGCUUGAAUGUAGUAGCAAUGGGAACAUCUCUAGUAGUGGCGAUGGAUUCUUGCCAUACUACGACAUGAAAUUGCCUAGCAAUCCACGAAUACAAGUGUCAGGAGCUGGAAAUGCAGGUGGGUGCAGGGGAUUUUGCUUGAAUAGGUGUUCAUGUACUGCUUACUCGUACGAUGACAGGAACAAUCAAUGUCUGGUGUGGUUUGGUGAAUUGCUCAAUUUGGAACAAGAUGUGUCUAGUGGAAGCACAAUCUUCGUCAGAGUUGCAGCUUCUGAAUUGCCGGGUUCCGACAGCCAUAAUGCUCUCGUGAUCGGAGGUGUCGUUGGUUCAGCUGUGGUGCUAGCUCUAGCUGCAGUCAUUGGUGUGGUAAUCUGGAGGAAGCGGCGAAUGAGGAAGCUGGGGGAGAAGUCAGUAGAAGGCUCGUUGAGGGCCUUCAGCUACAGAGAUCUGCAGAGUGCCACCAGGAAUUUCUCCGACAAAUUAGGCGAAGGAGGAUUUGGCUCUGUUUACAAAGGCGUGUUGUCGGAUUCAAUGGUGGCGGUGAAGAAACUGGAAGGGAUUAGACAAGGAGAGAAGCAAUUCAGGUCGGAGGUCAGCACGAUCGGGACGAUUCAGCACGUGAACCUUGUCCGACUCGUGGGGUUCUGCUCGGAAGGAGCACACAAGCUGCUGGUCUACGACCACAUGCCGAAUCGCUCACUCGAUUCCCAUCUUUUCAAUCAUCAGACCAACAAGGACACGAUGGAGGGUUCCGGGGUUCUGAGCUGGAAGACGAGGUACAACAUUGCGAUGGGGAUAGCGAGAGGGCUGACGUAUCUGCAUGAGAAGUGUCGGGACUGCAUCAUCCAUUGUGACGUGAAGCCGGAGAACAUACUUUUAGAUGCCUAUAUGUGUCCGAAGGUGGCGGAUUUCGGACUGGCGAAGCUGGUGGGGAGGGAUUUCAGCAGAGUGCUGACCACAAUGAGAGGGACGAGAGGGUACUUGGCUCCGGAGUGGAUCUCGGGGACUCCGGUGACUUCAAAGGUGGAUGUUUACAGCUACGGGAUGAUGCUGUUUGAGUUUGUUUCAGGGAGAAGGAACUUGGGGAGAUCAAAUGUCGACGGGGAGAUGAGAUUCUUCCCAUAUGAGGCGAUGACCGUGAUAAACGAAGGUGGUGAUGUGGUUGAAUUAUUGGAUCGUAGGCUGGGAAGGGAUGCAGAUCCUAAUGAGAUUCUAAGAGUGUGUAAGGUGGCAUGCUGGUGCAUUCAGGACGACGAGAGCCACCGGCCUAUGAUGAGUCAGGUGGUUCAGGUUCUAGAGGGAUUCCUGAAUGUGGGGAUGCCGACAAUCCCGAAAACUGUCAGCUUGCUUCUGGAUGAUGAAGAACAGGUUGAAUUUUUCACCAAGUCGACGCAAAAGCAGCAGUUGGAGGAAAGAGGUGGGAACUUGUCUUCUGAAUACCACUCAGCGGGUCAUUGA